AUGGCUGUCGAAGAAUACCUCACCAAGUGGUACGUGGUCCUCGCGUUGGGGAUCGUGGCCUACUAUGUGUUCGAUAAGAUCCACACCAAGCGCCUCGAAAAGAAGCUCGGCGCCGUCGCCCCUCAGGUCCACUACAAGGACCACUUCCUUGGUUUCCAGGAAGCGUUCACCCUUUUGAAGAAGAAGAACAGCGGCUGGAUGGUCGACUACCUCUUCGGUCUUUUGAGCAGCGAAGCCUUCCGGGGCUACGACUCGGGUAAGUUCACCAUUGCUGGUCUUGAGCUUGUCGUCACCCGUGACCCGGAAAACAUGAAGGCGGUGUUGGGCACCCAGUUCAACGACUUCUCCCUCGGCAUUCGCCACUCGCAAUUCUACCCUCUCCUCGGUGACGGGAUUUUCUCCUUGGACGGGUCGGGGUGGAAGCACUCGCGGGCGAUGUUGAGACCCCAAUUCGCUAGAGAACAGGUGGCCCACGUCAAGGCCCUUGAACCCCAUGUGCAGGUGUUGGCUAAGCACAUCCGCAACGCCAAGGGUAAGGAAUUCGACUUGCAAGAAUUGUUCUUCAGAUUUACCGUCGACUCCGCCACCGAGUUCUUGUUCGGGGAAUCGGUGGAAUCGUUGCGUGAUGAACUGGUCGGCUACGUCAACCACAAGCUGGAAGUUGACGGCAAGGACGAAUUUCCCGAAGCGUUCAACUCGGCGCAGUUGUCGUUGCUGGACCGUGUGUUGUUUAUGGACUUCUACUGGUUGGUUAACACCCCUACUUUCAAGAAGAACGUGAAGAAGGUCCACAGAUUCGCCGACUACUACGUCAACAAGGCGUUGAAGAUGACCCCUGAAGAAUUGGAAAAGAGCAACGGCUACAUCUUCCUCUACGAAUUGGUGAAGCAGACCCGUGACCCCAAGGUGUUGCGUGAUCAAUUGCUCAACAUUAUGGUUGCCGGUCGUGACACUACUGCUGGUCUUUUGUCGUUUAUCUUCUUUGAACUCUCGAAACACCCCGAGGUCUACGCCAAGUUGAGAGAAGAAAUCUCGAUGAACUUUGGUCUCGGCGAAGAAGCGAGACUCGAAGACAUCUCGUUCGAAUCGUUGAAGAAGUGUGAAUACUUGAAGGCCGUCGUCAACGAGUGUUUGCGUUUGUACCCGUCGGUGCCCAUCAACUUCAGAGUGGCCACCAGAAACACCACUUUGCCUCGCGGUGGUGGCAAGGACCAAAACGGCAAGCUCUUGGUCAAGAAGGGCCAAAUCGUGUUCUACUCGGUGUACGCCACCCACAGAGACGAAAAGCACUACGGCAAGGACGCCUUGGAAUUCAAGCCCGAACGGUGGUUCGACGAGUCGACCAAGAAGCUCGGGUGGGCCUUCUUGCCGUUCAACGGGGGCCCCCGUAUCUGCUUGGGCCAACAGUUUGCCCUUACCGAAGCCCUGUACGUGACGGCGCGGUUGGUGCAAAUGUUCGACUCGAUCGAAGGGUUCAACAAGGUGCCCGCCCCCAAGAUGUCCCACUUGACGAUGUCGCUCUACGACGGGUGCAACGUUGCUUUGUACAACAAGCAGGAAGUUUAG
This is a messenger RNA of Diutina rugosa, 1566 nucleotides long. Its product is annotated as cytochrome P450. Lineage: Eukaryota; Fungi; Ascomycota; Pichiomycetes; Serinales; Debaryomycetaceae. Gene Ontology annotation, molecular function: oxidoreductase activity, acting on paired donors, with incorporation or reduction of molecular oxygen, reduced flavin or flavoprotein as one donor, and incorporation of one atom of oxygen; iron ion binding; heme binding. The transcript has a single exon. The record is from RefSeq and is a predicted model, not a curated record. Bases 1 to 1566 code for a protein of 521 amino acids.